This is a messenger RNA of Rhodamnia argentea, 690 nucleotides long. RefSeq names its product 21 kDa protein-like. The transcript has a single exon. The record is from RefSeq and is a predicted model, not a curated record. Gene Ontology annotation, molecular function: enzyme inhibitor activity. Lineage: Eukaryota; Viridiplantae; Streptophyta; Magnoliopsida; Myrtales; Myrtaceae. The coding region runs from base 73 to 675 and encodes 200 amino acids. Gene Ontology annotation, biological process: negative regulation of catalytic activity.
CCCACUUUCAUCGCCCAACUCUACUCCUCAACUCACUCACUCACUCACAAACACCCUCAGUCACAAAGAGAGAUGGAACGAUCGAGUGCUUUGGCCAAUUUAGCAACAACGCUCCUCUUUUGCCUUGCCAUUUGUUCCUGCGCCAUCUCAAUUAGCUCAGCCCAAGCAUCGACCAACACCGAGUUCAUAAGAACGUCGUGCAGUAAAACCACCUACCCACGCCUGUGCUACACCUCCCUCUCCAGCCACGCCACCCUCGUCCAAACCAGCCCCAAGCUCCUUGCCGGCGCUGCCCUCAAUGUCACCCUCGACAAGGCGCGCUCGACCUCAACCAUGAUGGUGAGGCUGUCCCGGGCCCAGGGGAUGAAGUCAAGGGAGGUUGGGGCGAUGCGGGACUGCGUCGAGGAGCUGAGCAGCUCGGUGGACGAGCUGAGGCGGUCCAUCGGCGAGAUGGGCGAGAUCAAGGGGUCUUCCAACUUCGGGCUGAUCAUGAACGACGUCCAGACGUGGGUGAGCGCUGCCCUCACAGAUGAGAACACGUGCUCCGAUGGCUUUUCCGGGAGCAUGAUGAACGGCAAUAUGAAGACGGUGGUGAGGAAUGAGAUACUGACCAUCGCGCAUCUCACCAGUAAUGCUUUGGCCUUGAUCAAUCGUUACGCCUCGCUUCAUGGCUAAUGCCUGAUGUUAAUU